AUGCGCCAAGAUACUGCCGUCAUUGAAACCGUUGCCUUUUCCGUCGGAGAAGUAAGACGCGUCCUCAGUCAAAUAAAACCAGACAAGUCUCCUGGACCCGACGGAAUUCCUGGUCUGAUACUUAAGGAGCUAUCAAAGGAGCUGGCGAAGCCUCUUUCGACGCUCUUUGAGCUGUCAAUGAGAACAGGAAGGCUGCCAUCACAGUGGAAGACAGCUAACCUCGUUCCCUUACAUAAAGGCGGUAGCAGGAUGGCAGCAAGCUGUUUCAGGCCUAUUAGCCUAACCUGCCUCUCGUGCAAAACGAUGGAAGCUCUAGUAAAGAGUGCCAUACAGCAAUUUUGUGAAGAAAAUAACCUCUUGCAGGAUUUCCAGCAUGGCUUCCGGAGAGGACGUUCUUGCCUCUCAAAUCUGCUAGCUUGUCUGGAGAUCUGGACCAGGGCCCUAGAAGAGGGUUUUGAAGUUGAUGUCGUGUACAUCGAUUUUCGCAAAGCCUUCGAUACUGUCCCGCACCAACGCCGUCUUCACAAAUUGAGCGCCAUCGGCAUCCGGGGAGAUCUUCUGAACUGGAUAUUGGCGUUUCUGGUUGGUCGGAAACAACGUGUUUGCAUCGGUGAUGAUAUGUCAGAAUGGGUGAGCGUGACCAGUGGUGUGCCUCAAGGCUCAGUUCUGGGACCAUUGCUAUUCCUCCUUUAUGUUAAUGACAGCCUUCAGGAACUCGACUGUGGCAAAAUAAUGUUUGCUGACGACGUUAAGCUCUGGCAAUUCAUUAAGAGUCCUAACGACCAGAGAUCCCUCCAAAACAAUCUUCAUCGACUGCAAGCGUGGUCGGAGAAAUGGCUUCUAGACUUCAAUGUGCAGAAGUGUGCCGUCCUCCAUCUGCGUCCAACUAACUCUCAUUCAAAUCAGAGCCUGAGGACAUAUCAUCUGAAAGAUAUAAGGCUCCCCGCAGAAUCUUCACAGAAGGAUCUCGGGGUUUGGAUACAGAACAACCUGAAACCAACACUGCAGUGCCACAAGGCUGCAAAAAACGCCAUGGAAGUGCUGCAUGCAAUCAAAAGGGCGUUCGUUACCUUUGACCAAGACCAUUUUGGGAGAGUUUACGGCACCUUCGUUCGGCCCCACUUAGAAUAUGGCAUACAGGCAUGGCGGCCAUGGCUUGUAAAGGACAAAGCAUGCCUCGAACGGGUGCAACGUAGGGCAACAAAGAUGGUAAAUGGUCUAAAAAACCAAUCCUACACGGACAGACUGAAUUGCCUUAAUCUAUCCCCUCUGUGUUACAGGCAGAAAAGAGGUGAUCUAAUCCUGGUUUACAAGAUAAUAAAUGGCCUUGAGCAUGGACUUAACUUUGAGGACAUGUUUCAGUGGCACCUUUCACCCAAUCUUCGUGGUCACUCGAUGAAGUUAUGGACAACAAUGUCCAGGCUGAAUCUUCGUUCUGAAUUUUUCACGCAGAGGGUAGUGGAGAAAUGGAACGAUCUCCCUCAGUCAGUCGUGGAGGCGACAUCCCUGCAACUCUUCAAGAAACGCUUGGAUGAUUAUUUGUGUCCCCUGUUUUCCCUCGACAGUCUGAAUCUGAGCUAA
Molecule: messenger RNA, 1581 nt
Organism: Spirometra erinaceieuropaei
Lineage: Eukaryota; Metazoa; Platyhelminthes; Cestoda; Diphyllobothriidea; Diphyllobothriidae
Source: the annotation of a GenBank genome assembly